Messenger RNA from Anolis carolinensis (green anole), 9528 nucleotides. It is a transcript of the gene sim1, whose product is annotated as SIM bHLH transcription factor 1. Gene Ontology annotation, biological process: regulation of transcription by RNA polymerase II. The transcript has 12 exons. The record is from RefSeq and is a predicted model, not a curated record. NCBI's taxonomy places the organism in Eukaryota, Metazoa, Chordata, Lepidosauria, Squamata, Anolidae. The coding region runs from base 724 to 3033 and encodes 769 amino acids. Gene Ontology annotation, molecular function: RNA polymerase II transcription regulatory region sequence-specific DNA binding; protein dimerization activity; DNA-binding transcription factor activity, RNA polymerase II-specific.
AAUGAAGUUGUGCUGAAAAAGCCCUGUGGGCGCGCGCGGCGAGUCGCGAGGCACUUUUCAGCCCGGGGAAGAGGCGCCGCUCUGCUCUGCGAUACUCUGCUCGGGUCGCCCAGGAAGGGAGGCUUCACCCGGAUCCAAGGCGGAAAGGGGCCCACGGGGACGCCCUCCUCCUCCCUGUCAAAGGCGAGGCUGGAAGGCAACCUCCCCGCCGGAUUCGCAUUGAGGACCCAAGAGGGUUCACCUCGGAGUUGGAUCUGGCCGGGGCCUUUCCAGAGGUGAGCUGUCUCGGUUUUGCCUGGAGGUUCCCCAAAAAUGAUCCCGAGAGGAGGAGGAGGAAGGCUCGCGUCCCGUUUCCGAGGAGUUUCGCCGGCAGCACCUCAAGGAUGGAUGGAUGGCUGAGCUCUCCGGAGCCUUGGAGCUGGACCUCCUUUGUCCAGACUUAGCCACUCUUUUUCCUUCCUUCCUUCCUUCCUUCCUUCUUUCUCCCCCUUUCCCUUUCUCACACAAACCGACGUUUGCCUGUUGCCUUUUCUUCGCCCUCGGCUCUCCUUCUCAAGGUCGCACCUUGUUUCCGUCCUUCCUUCCUCUGCCAUGGCCGAGGCCCCUUACUGGUGACAGGGAAGCACUUUUCCCCACGAUGCCUGCUUUAAACUGACUCUCGGGCCUAAUUUUGGAUGAGUUUGUGGCGCUUCCGUGGCCGAAAAGCAGAAGGAAGAACCCACCAUGAAAGAGAAGUCCAAAAAUGCGGCCCGGACUCGGCGGGAGAAGGAAAACAGCGAGUUUUAUGAACUGGCCAAGCUGCUGCCUUUGCCUUCGGCCAUCACUUCCCAGCUGGACAAGGCCUCCAUCAUCCGACUCACCACCAGCUACCUGAAGAUGCGAGUCGUCUUCCCCGAAGGACUGGGAGAAGCCUGGGGCCACCCAAGUCGAACCAGCCCUUUGGACAAUGUUGGGCGAGAGCUGGGAUCCCAUCUGCUUCAGACUUUGGAUGGUUUCAUAUUUGUGGUAGCUCCAGAUGGCAAGAUCAUGUACAUCUCUGAGACCGCCUCUGUUCACUUGGGUUUGUCACAGGUGGAGCUGACCGGCAACAGCAUCUAUGAGUAUGUGCACCCGGCCGACCACGACGAGAUGACGGCCGUCCUCACCGCCCACCAGCCCUACCACUCCCACUUCGUUCAGGAAUAUGAGAUCGAGCGCUCCUUCUUCCUCCGGAUGAAGUGUGUCCUGGCCAAGAGGAAUGCCGGCCUCACCUGCGGGGGAUACAAGGUCAUCCAUUGCAGCGGCUACCUCAAGAUCCGCCAGUACAGCCUGGACAUGUCCCCCUUCGACGGCUGCUACCAGAACGUGGGCCUGGUGGCCGUGGGCCACUCCUUGCCCCCCAGCGCCGUGACCGAGAUCAAGUUGCACAGCAAUAUGUUCAUGUUCAGGGCCAGCCUGGACAUGAAGCUCAUCUUCCUCGAUUCGCGGGUAGCCGAGCUGACCGGUUACGAGCCCCAGGACCUGAUCGAGAAGACCCUCUACCACCACGUCCACAGCUGCGACACCUUCCACUUGCGCUGCGCCCAUCACCUGCUGCUAGUGAAAGGGCAAGUCACAACGAAAUAUUACCGCUUCCUCGCCAAGCAGGGUGGCUGGGUCUGGGUGCAGAGUUAUGCCACCAUAGUCCACAACAGUCGGUCUUCCCGGCCUCAUUGCAUUGUCAGUGUCAACUAUGUCCUCACGGAUACAGAAUACAAAGGACUACAACUUUCGCUGGAUCAGGUUUCGGCUACAAAGCCAUCAUUUCCAUAUGCAAACUCAACUCCAACUAUAACUGACAACAGGAAAGGCAGCAAAGCACGUCUGGCAAGCACCAAGUCAAAAUCUAGGACAUCACCAUAUCCACAGUAUUCUGGAUUUCAUACUGAAAGAUCCGAGUCUGACCAUGAGAGCCAAUGGGGUGGAAGUCCAUUGACUGACACUGCAUCUCCACAGUUAAUGGAUCCCUCUGAAAGACCAAACUCUCAGCAUCAUGAUGUUUCCUGUGCCUAUAGACAAUACUCGGACCGCAGUGCUCUCUGCUAUGGUUUUGCACUUGAUCAUUCCAAGCUGGCAGAUGAGAGGCACUUCCAUACUCAGGCCUGUGAAGGUGGCAGGUGCGAAGCUGGCCGAUACUUCCUUGGCACACCCCAGUCUGGGAGAGAGGCAUGGUGGGGUUCCCGCUCUGCCCUGCCCCUCACCAAGUCUUCUCCAGAGAGCAGGGAGACCUAUGAUAAUAGCAUGCCUCAUAUAACUUCCAUUCACCGGAUACAUGGAAGAGGGCACUGGGAUGAAGAAAGUGUUGUUAGUUCCCCAGAUCCUGGUUCUGCCAGCGAAUCAGGGGACCGCUACCACUCGGAGCAGUAUCAGGGCAGUCCGCAUGAGCCCAGCAAAAUUGAAACUCUCAUCAGAGCAACUCAGCAGAUGAUAAAAGAAGAAGAAAACAGGCUGCAGUUACGAAAAUCGGCUUCCGACCAGCUGGUUUCUCUUAAUGGAGCAGGGAAGAAACACUCAGCUUGUUUUGUAAACUACCACCAGCCGCAACAGUUGAGAGGAGAUGUCUGUCGGGGCCCCAGCAUCUCCAACACCACAUCUCCCUGUGAACACACACAGCAACGGGAAGGGAAAAUGCUGAGCCCUCAUGAGAAUGACUAUGACAACAGCCCCACAAGCCUCUCUAGAAUAAGCAGCCCCAAUUCUGACCGCAUUUCUAAAUCAGGUUUGAUCCUGGCAAAGGAUUAUCUUCAUUCUGAAGUGUCGCCUCAUCAAACUCCAGCAGAGAACAAUCCCACAGGUUCACCAAACUAUUACAGUUCCCAUAAGCAGUAUUUUGAUAAGCACGCUUACACGUUGACGGGAUAUGCUCUGGAGCACCUUUAUGACAGUGAAGCUAUUAGAAACUAUUCUUUGGGUUGCAAUGGAUCCCACUUUGAUGUGACUUCUCAUCUAAGGAUGCAGCAAGAUCCAGCACAGGGACACAAGGGGACAUCUGUUAUAAUAACCAAUGGAAGCUGAUGGGUAUUUCCCACAACACUAUUUUUUCUUACUUAAAAUAUGUUUGUGCUAGAAAAGAAACCUUGCAGUAAUAGCAGCAGGCAUACAUGUUUCAACAACCUUGUUACCAACAGUUGAUAAACUACAAUGCACUAGGAGGUGGGAAUUGUAAGGUAGUGAGGAGGUCCCGGUUCAUCCACCUUCUUGUUUAAACAAAGCACUGGCCCUGAUGCUCUAGACAUGCAUAGAGCUGAAUCUAAAAUAAAUCUAAAAGAUAGCAACCAUAUUAUGGAGGAGGUCUAAGCCAUGAACAUCUGUGAGAUGCCCAAUAAGCAGUUUGGAGUCACUGGAAUAAUGUGCAUUAGAAGAUAAGGCCCGAAAUUCUUAGGAGCUUGAUCUCCUCUGGCUCUAGUAAACAAACCCACUAUGCACUCUUUACAUGCAAAGAAGGGGAAGGAAUGGGAAAAGGUGAAAUGGCUAUUUUGAAAUAACAAAGCAACAUUGGUAUAAUAUCACGUUUAUACAGAUCUUUCUCCUCAAUUGGUGUAAAGCAUGAAUGGUCAAAAGUUAAAAUUCCUACAUGUUUAUUUGCUGGGGUAUUGACAAUUACAUAGGCAUUGUAUGCAGCAGUCUGUAUCCUGGAUAGAGACACAUGAGUAGAAAGCAAACUGCUUGAUCAGGUCACAUUGGAAGGAAAAAACAGGAAACUAACGUUUCCUUGCCUGGCUUGAAUAAUGGAAGACCUGUAACUGUGUGGAUCCAGACCAAAGGACCAGUUUCAAUUGUGAUCCAAUUUUGAAUGAUGAUUAUGAUCUAGGGAAAAUGAUAGUUAUAGGUAAGCAAGAAACAGUUUGGCAAGCACUAGGUGUAUGAUGGCAAUCUAACCAGGAGUAUGAUGUGAGGCAGUAGAUGAACCGUUUUCCUUCUAGCUAAACAAGCAAUUGGGGAAGAUCCAGCAGAGGAGCAGUUAGAGGAACAGGUCAAAACUACAAGUGGAAAGUUAUAACAAAUACUUUACCAAAAAGACCUUAAACAUAAUCCAAUGAAUGAAAAGUUAAAAAGGAACAAAGCUUUUCUAAAUGUAUGAUAUUCUCCAUUGCAAAAUUGAAUGGGUCACAGGUAAUGAUGCCAGUGGACUGAAUUUGGUGAAGACCCAGAAUCAUCUGUCUCAUUCUUAGGCAUAUUUUAAUAAGCCAACCCUUUUAUUGUAAUGGGGUUGACUCAAAAAUACUGUAAGUUAGUGGUAGCAUUUUAAUCUGUGAAGAUGUCAUGACAUUCCUUCAUUUUCAUUUUUCUCCAUAUAUUUUAUAUCGGAAUGGAAUACAGCUAGUACAAAGGUGGGGAAUCUGUGGUCUUCCCAAUGAUAUUAGACUCUCAUACCAUUUUGAGGGGGCAGUGGGGGGAAUCAUCUUCUUUGCAUGGCGUUUCAUGGGAUUCCAUCUUUAAAGAAGAGGGAGAAUUUACUCACCCCCACCACACAGGAUUUCCUCCUCCCCUUUCUAGCUUAACCAUCCACUUAAUUUCCCAUCACACAGACUGGCGAUUGCCAGUUUUAAAAUACUCUUUCCAAUGUGAUCUUCCCCUCCUCUCUUUGAAUUCUCCCUUUUGAAUAGACAAGCAGACUUUUAAUACCCCUUUCCAUGAUCUUUUCCUCCUUUGAAUACCUCCACUUUUAACACUCAUGUCAAUGGAAUCUUUUCUCCUUCGCUUUGAAUCCCUUCUCUAGAGGAGAUCAGAACAUUUUAAAACACUUUUUUCAAUUGGACCCACACAGCUUUUAUACCACUAAUGCAAAGAAGGAUCAUAAAACGGAGUGUCAAUGCCAGUUUUUAGGCAUUUCUAUGUUCAUGCAAUGGAGUGGAGUCAAUUUGUUUCCCACAAGCAACCACUGGAAGCAAUCUUGCAUCGUUUGAUGGGCUCAGUGGAAGUCUGUCUUUGAGCCAUGUAGAAACAGAGGAAGAAAACCAUCUGAUGAAAUCUGACUGCAUUUACACCAGGCAGGUCACUCCAAUUAAGUCUACUCUGAAAUCCAGCUAUGUUGGAUCUGUAGUUGGUGUCUAAAUGAUUUGAGACCACAUUGGCUCCACUGAACUGGCACCUAAUUGUCUGUGUUGUCAUCAUUGCUCCAUGCAAGUACUUAACUUUGGCCAGAUGCAACAGGCAACAGCUAUCAAUAGUCUCCCUGGAGGACGUAGAGAUUUCUAGAGGGAACAUACUAACUAAACCUAUAAAAAUUACACCUGCAAAUGUGGAGGGCUGAUUGUAGUAGUACAUUUCAUACUAAGCUGAUCAUGUAGCACUUCUUUCUAUCUGCAGUAUCACUGAUGGCAUUGAAAAAACUAUUCAGACACAAAUGCUCAACCAUGACAGAAAGAGCAGCAGGCCGCAUCAACAAAUGACACCAUGAUAGCACUUGUUCAAUCAGUUCAGGUCUAGUGAUAACAUUUGUUUUGUACUGAUUCUAAGUAUUAGUGAUUAUUUUAAAAACAGAAAUUCACCAGUUUAGCAUGGGACUUUGAACACUUUGUUUUGACUUGGAAUCCCUCUGAAUUCAACCACAUUUGUGGUACUGAAUUAGGAUGACCACACUUUUAUUUCUGAAUAGGUUUCUCAUCUUCAAGGGCUACAUUGAGGACAGACUUAGUGUAGAGAAUAUCUGUAUCUAUUGAAUUUGGUCAAGAUGGAUGGCAAUUUCAUUUUUUUUGCUAAUAAUUUACCAAUAUCCAAAAGUAUGUUAUUUAAACAUGUUAAUGUGAGACAACUAUCCUUUGCUAGGUCUGUGCUAAACAGCCAUGUGAAAGUAGGAAUGUCUAGUUUGGAACAAUCAUAUUGACAAAUUGAAUCUUCCCUGAUUUACUAUGAGCUUAGCAGUCCCACCAUGCUUGCGUAAAUCGAUACAAAGGAGAGUCAAUGGUUAAGAUGGUCAUGCUAUGUGAGAAGUUGCUCUUUCCACAUGAUGGCAUUCCUCAGCAUGCUUUCAUAUCUGUCAGCAUUUUACAGUUGGAGACAAGGACAUGUGUAGCCAAGUAACUUCAGUGGUCAAGAUGGCAACCAUUAGGAAGGAGGAAGAAUUUGUAAGCUAGGAGAGGCUGCAAUAGUUUGCUUUCCCUUGAAUCUAUAUCAGUGAUUCUCAACCUGUGAGUCCCCAGAUGUUUUUGACCUUCAACUCCCAGAAAUCCUAACAGCUGGUAAACUGGCUGGGAUUUCUGGGAGUUGUAGGCCAAAACACCUGGGGACCCACAGGUUGAGAACCACUGAUCUAUAGGGAUGGACAAAACCUUAUUCUCCUCUCCUGUCAGUUGAGUUAACUGAAUUAUGCAGUUAAUUUCAGCCUCGAUUAGACUGAAAGCUGAUGCUCUGCAAAGGAAUUGACACCACUAGAUUAAAGUUGCUGAUGCUAUCACUUUGAAUUCAGUGUGCAGCAAUUGAAAGAAGGAAACUAGAAGGAGAAAGUAGCUGGGAUAUUUUAAAUGCAGGUGAACAAAAUGGAAUAACAGAAGAUUAACUGGGGCUGACCUUGCCAAAUUUGGGUAAUUAUUGGAUAUGUGCUGUGCAUGGAAUUAUAGGAAGUCUGAAGUAGUAUGCCUAAUGAUUUUACUAUUAGGUAAACUGAGGCAGGGCACUAGCUUCCUCUUCUCCAAAAGCAGGCAAACUGUUUUGGGUCAGUCUUGUGAAUAGAAUUUCGAAGUUUAUAAACAGAAAAAUGCUAGAGCACCAAUCAAUUUUUUCUUCAUAAAUGACUACACACAGGAUUAUGAUACUUAUAGGUUUCAUACAUAUGAAAGUCGAGAUUUUAAGGAUGCUGACAAGAGUUGUCAAAGUUUGAUAAAAGACUGAAUUUAGCCAUGAGAGGAAAUGAAUGAAAUGAAAUCCCUUUUCAUAUAACUGUCUAAGAUGCAAAGCCCAUUUACUUAAUUCUCUGCUAGAUCUCUUCACAAUGAAGUGCCCAUGAAAUGUGUCCCUGUGAUUAUGACAACCUUCUAAUCACAAUAAUAGAUCUGAAUAGGUUAUGUUUUUCUAAAAAAAUUCUAAAUACGAACUAUAUAUUUUCUCCAAAAUGCAGGAGAGGUAGUCUGUCAUGUACAGAAAUGUUGUUCACCACUGCUUUCUCAGAGCUUUGAUUUAUUAUUGUUUUUACAUUUGAUAUAACAUUUUCCUUACAUUGAAAAAGUGGUUAUUUAUCUGAAUUAAUAUUCCAUUUUAUCUGACUUAGAUCUAAUAAUUGCAAUAAUUUAGGAGCACUUCAUAAUUCUUGCAAAAUAAAUAUCACAUUUUUAUGUCUGGAAGACAUAUUGGGUAAGCAAACAUGUAGAUAUCAAUUUAAGCAUCUUUUAGAACAGAUAUAAAUUGAUUUUUGAGCUUCAAAUACUUUUUUUACAUUAACUGUGAUAUAACAGUUUUCUAAUAUAAUCUUAACGUUAAUGCAAGAUAUUUAUUUUCAAAUGUAACCUAUCCCAAAAACAACAAAAGCACUUACAGGUUUAUCACAUGACCAUGUUUUAGUGCUAUAACACUAUGAUUUUAUAGUGGCACUUUAGCUGCCAUGGCAACAUCCUAUGGCAUCCUGGGAAAGGCAUUUAAAAUUAUUGACCAAAGAGAUUGUGGGUCUCACUAAACUACAAACAGCAGGAUUUUGAAAGAUCAGAGUGAAAUAUAAUGUUAUAGUAGCAUAGUGUGAUGAGGAACUUAGUACUUGAAAUUAACAUGUGAGAUUGAGAAUUCAAACUUUUUGGGAAUUUUGAGUAAUAUGCUGCUUCCCCACAUUUUAUUUCACAUUACAGUAAGACCCCCAUAUCCACAAGGAAUUAGUUACUGGCCUGACCAUUACCACAUGAUACUGUGGAUACAACUGAAAACCAUUUAAUAUACUCAUUUUUAGUUCCAGCAUGCCAUAGAGUUACAUUGGGAAAGAAUGAAGAAUCUGUUCACUUGGGCUUCAAAUGGGAAGAACAAAUGGACAGGUUAAAGAUGGGCACUUACUCCUUGUAAAGAUUGCACUCUUGUGGUGCAAUCUUUACAUGUGUACUUAAUAGUGAACUGCAUUAAGCUCAACAGGGCUUGCUCCCAGUUAAGUGUGUAUAGGAUUAUACUCUUAAUAUGAUAUUCCUAGUCGGAGAGAGCAAAGUGGGUACAAUAGAAAAACACUCGGCUCCAACUGUGGUGGUCACAAGGAUUAUUCUUCUCCUGCUAAAGUUCCCCUUUUACAGAUAUAAUUCUAUAGUGGAGGGUUCCCUCAGUCUUCAGAAGAUUUUGGUCCAUUUCUGCACAUGUGUGGCUAUGUCUGAAUACUGCAUAGGCAAUCGGGAGGCAGGAAAGUCCAUUCCAUGAAUGGAACAUAAACUAGAAUCCAAGUCAAAGAAUCAGAUCCCAUCUCAGUUGGAUGUAUGUAAGCAAUUUAAAGCAAUGAACUUAAGUGCACCUAACUUGUAGAAAAUUGGCUUGAAAAAUCAAACUUUCCAGUUCUCACUAUUGAUGACCUCUUUUUUAAAAUGGUGAAACCAAGUACAUUCACUUAUUACUGUAGUUAUUUAAAGUAUUUUUAAACAAAAAUAUUUAAUUUGUAAUGCAUGUGACUUUGUUUUUAAAUGGAAAAUGUUCUGAAAAUACAUAAGCUGGUUAUAAAAAGACAGUGUUUUACGUUUAACAAUGAAAUUAUGCACAACUAUUUUCUGUUUUAAGUACUGACACUUUCUUAUUUUUUCCAUGAAGAAAAGGGCAGGUGUAAAAUGUAUUACUAUACUUAAGAGCACUCUCCAGAUAAUGCUAUUCUUUCUGUUUGCUUUCUGACCUCCAUAAAGGCAGCGUUCUCCUAAGCCAAUUGGCUUACAAGUGGGUUGCAAUAAAUCUAAGGAAACUUACUUACAAUUAAGCAUGCUUGGGACAGUACAUAAGAGAACUGCCUUAAGCUUCUUUAUUUGAAAACAUAUUCCAGAAAACUGAAUAGAUAUUUUACUCAUGUACUGUCUAUGGAUAUAGAAUUCUGCAGAUGCUUCAAUGCAGCUAUUGCGCUCUAGCAUGCACUUCAAUAAAGAGGCUGUUGGCCAUGUUGUCUGGAGAUGAUGGCAGUUGUAUUGCAAGUCAUCUCAAGGGUGCCACGUUGGGGGAAAAUUCAUGUAAAAUAACCUAUUCCUCCUACACCAAAAUAAACAGGGAGGCUCUUGUAAGCACCUCAGACCUUCUGUGAAACACAACAGGAGCAAAUGUGUUUUGGAGCCAGGGAGGUUCUUGUGUAUAGGUAGCAAACAUGCUGGACUGUCAACAUUACAAAUCCCGUGACUCACAAUGUUCAGGUGCUAGUGACAUUGUAGCCAAACACCUUGUAAUUGAAGUUUUCCUUUGGAAUGUAAUGUAGGAAAUUCAACUUUAGCAAUGUUGCCAAUAUCUUGAAAAAUUUCCCCCAUUUCUAAUUAUUUAUAUUGUAAAUAGAUUUCUGAAGUAAAUUUGAAGUCAAUGUGUAUAAGAUGUAUUUAUUAUGUGAAGAUUUCUUUUCUUUAAAAAUACAGCUACCAAUAUGUA